UCUUUCCGUAAGACACUAUUUUCUGUUGGUAGGCUUACAAUAGCAGCCCUAGGAGAAAAGUUAAAUGAUUACUGGAAUGAAAUGAAAGCCAAGAAAAAUGAAGAAUAUCCUCUGGAUUUGCUAGUGGAAGACAUACAAAAACGACCUGAUCAGACAUGGGUUCAGUGUGAUUUAUGUCUGAAAUGGCGAAAGCUUGCAGAUGGGAUAGAUCGCUUGCCAGAAAAAUGGUACUGUUCAUUGAACCCUGACCCACAAUUCAGGGAUUGCAAUGUACCAGAAGAACCAGAAGAUGAUGACUUAAUACAUCCUACGUAUGAGAAAACCUAUAAGAAAAGAGACAAGGAAAAAUUGAGAAAACGAAUGGAAAACAGUCAACAGAUGGCUAAUGAAAUGUAUUUAAAAACCUUUCAUGUUUCUUCAAGUAAAGAUUUUAAAACAUUGUCAUCUGUGAGUGGAAAGGAGGGUAUUCCAAGAUCUCGGUUAACAGAAUCCUCAAACACUUCUGUUACAAGAUCUCUAAACACUUCAAAUAACAGAUUUGUAUCUUCACCUCAUCCAGAUUCUGACAGCAGUCUUAAACGGAGGGCUUCUGGUUGUUUGACACCCAUAACUGCAAAGACACCACGGUUACAUAAUCAAGUAAUUGACAAUCAUGCUGAAGAUGAUGAUGAAGAUGUCAUCAUUUUAGAGGAGAAUAGUACUCCAAAGCCUGCAGUAGACUCUGAUAUAGUGAUAAUAAAAACUGAACAUAUUAGUGAGGAUCAAGGGAGCAUACCCAAAGAAAGCUGUGAUGUCAAGGAACCUUGUGGUACAGUUACUUCUGAGACUAAAUGUGGACACUGGACUGCAGCAACACAAACUGAGAUCCCAAACUUAGUUGUUAAAAAGGAAGAAGUGGAAGAUAGCCCAGGUAAUCCGCUGUCUGCAUCAGAAAUGGACAGACUUGGACCAAACCUUCAAGAAAUUGCAAAUGUUUCUGAGACCUCUUCUGCAGAUCUUGGAAUUAAAUUAAAUGAACUAAAAAAUCAGUUGCAAUUAACAAAUGAAGAAAAAGAAACUUACUGGAAACAGUGUGAAAUGUUAGCCCAACAGGUGGAAAUGCUGGAGCAGAAGAUAGUAGAAAUGAAUGAUAAGUAUGUGAAAAAGGAAAUGUGCCAUCAAUCAACUGAGACUAAUACCACAUUCCUUGAACAUUUCCAGGAACAUAGUCCAGAAGGCAUAGCUAUUCUGUACCAACAAGCCUUAAAAGAGAUAGAAAAUCUAAAGGAACAGUGCAAUACUCUGCAAAACUUAAAAACUGAAUGCAGCAAAUGUACUAAUGGUGACAGUAAAAGUGAGGUGGAUGAAAUUGCUGUGCAACUUGAUGAUGUCUUCAGACAACUAGAUAAAUGCAGUAUUGAGAGGGACCAAUACAAAAAUGAGAUUGAGCUGCUGUCAAUGGAGAAAACUCAAAUAGCCUUUCAGUGUGAGGAGCUUAAAACAGAAAUUGCACAAUUAAAAGCUUCAAUUCCACAAGCGGUAGCACAAGCAGGUGAUUCUACAACCAGUAAUGUUGAAGAUCAUGUAAAUUACUCCGAUGAAGAAAGCCUGAAACUGCGAUCCCUUCGAGUAAAUGUUGGACAUUUGUUGGCUACAAUUAUGCCUGAUCUAGAUUUAAAGGAAGUAAAUUAUGACGUUGAUGUAGUUGAUGAAAUCUUAGGACAAGUUGUGGAACAAAUGCAUGAAAUCAGCAGUACUUAGUAUUGGACUCAGUAGACAUUUGCUCAGUCUCUACUAUAUUGUACAGUAAAUACUGUAAAUAUUGUUUUCAUUUUAUGUUUGAGUAAUUUAGAUAUAUUAUGUACCACAAACCCAAUGUAAAAUGUAUAUAUUCUAUGCACUCAAAUGUUCCCACAGAGAUGGCAGGUACUUUACUGUGUAACUUUAACUUUAUUUUUAAAGGAACACUGUCAGUGUUGAGCAACCCCAGACAUACUUAAAUUUAAAUGUUUUUGUUUUAAAAUGUAAAUGUAUUUGUAAUUAAAUCUGCAGAUAUUUUUAUUACUUCUAUGGAAUCGCAGUCAUUUUGUACAAAGUUGUUCAGCUUUCUUUUGAUUUUGUACUAUCUCAUUGAUCGUUAAAUUUGUUUGUUCCUGCAAAAUGAAGACAGUGGCAUUAAAAGUACCAUCUUUGAUUUCUCCUUCAGAAUAAACAUUGUAAAUUUCAGUAUUGCCCUUGCUGAUAAUGGUUGAAAGAUAAACCCAGUGUUGUAUGUGAUCAAACCAUAACCAUUAGAUUCAUAUGUUAUCCUCUUUGAUAGCACCUUUUUGAUAGUACAGUAAGAGUCUUACCUUGACAAGUAUGAAAUACUCCUAGUUCCUGUCAAAGCCGGUGAGAUUUGCAGGUACCCAGUAGCAUUCAAAAAAAUUACAUGUAGUGCCCAACUACUUACAGACAUAGUCUUGGCAUAUGCUGUGUAAGGUUAGUUGCAUAGCAUUGCUAGUGCAUUUCAAUCCUGACCUGAAACAGGAAUUCAGUACUAGAUAGACCUGCUCCUUGAGCAAAAUUUACCAAUCAGAUUAAAUUGUGUAGUGGUUUUGUGAUGUGGACAAAUGCCUUUUACGUAUGUAUCUUAAAUUCCCCCCCCAAAAAUUAUUGUUGUAAUAUCAAAUGUUGAGUUCAUUGUGAAAGUACCAGGUUUUCUUUCAGGCUGAUGUGAAACAGUGCUGUAAUUAGAGUCUUUUGAUCUGGCUUCCCUUAAAAAUGAAAAUAAUAAAGGAGUGCUGUUUGAACCACGAUGAUCUAGAAAAUAUUCAAGAGGAAACGGUUUUUGUAAAUAGUGCCUUUAUUGGACUAACAGUGUGGCUGGGAGAGAUUUAGACAAGCUUUUGGGUACAACAUUUUUCAGGUCACCCUGAAAAGGGUGUCUUUGGGAGACCUGAAGAAGUGUGCCUUGUACCUAAACAUUUCUCACAGCCUCGUAGCUGAUCCAACAAAAUACGUGACCCACAAAAACCCUUGCCUCUCAAAAAGUAUGCUGUAUGGUUACAGUGGACUGCUACAUUAUUUUAAUGAAAUCUCUAAUCUUUAUUGGAAGCUCACUGUCGAGUUAAAGUAAACAUUUUCCUUUCCCAUUAUAUUUACAACCAGUGAGUUCAUAAAGAUUAAAAAUUGUAAAUCUGAUUUAAUUAUUUUUUCAAUUUGAAACGUUUUGUCCUGGGCAAAAAAAGAUGGAAUCAUUUUUUUUGUUUCUAGUCAGGUUCACCUGAUUUUUUGUUUCUAGUCAGGUUCUACUGCUUAAGCACAAUUGGCACAAUCUGCCAAACACUGUUCAGACUUUUUAAUGGUGCUGAGAGGAAAGAAACAUGGGUGUAAUGAUGGUGUGAUCAUUGCAUUCCCCACCACCUUGGCAGUUGAGCAGUCACCAGAAGAGACGUGGCAUAUACAACGUAUCUCCAUGAUGCUUGUCAUUUGAAUAGUGGUCUAAAUACAACCUGUUCCAAUAAAGACUUCCAAUCUUUGAAUUGAAACUUUCAAAAUAAUCAUGAAAACAUCUUUAGAACUAGGUUUUAUUAAAUGUAUUUUUAUAAAAUUAAAACCAUUGGCUUCCACAGUGUUACUGUCUCAUUUUAAAUAGGGUUGUAUUCCCAAGUUGUACUUCACCUAGUCUAAGUUAAGAGUAUUGUCUGAAAACUAACAUAUACCUGAUCUAGUAUUAUACUAAUAGGGAUAAAGCAAUACUCUUAUGCUUAUAAUGGCUAAUGCUUAAUUUGAAAAGAUGGCUGUAAUGUAAAAAUGUUCUUACAAGUUUUAAAAACUUAUAUUUUCCAUUAAUUGGUGUGCACUUUUUCAAGCUGAUGUCUUUAUUGUUAAUUUAUUACCUCUGUUCAUCAAUUGCUUCUGUAGUUGACUUUAUUAUAGAUGACUGGUAAAAUAUAACAUAUCUAUAUUGAAAAUAAGAACUUUAUACUGUACAUUAAACUUUGAAAAAAAUUAGUAAAUUGAAAUGUUUUUAUUUACUUGUUAAAGUAAAUAGAUGUAUUUUUUGUAUUAAAAAAAUCUGGUUUUCUGUGAGAUCAAAACUUGUAACUGGUCAAAUGCAAAUUUUUGCUUUAAAUAAAAGCUAUGCAU
Alligator sinensis (Chinese alligator) is the source of this 4110-nucleotide messenger RNA. RefSeq names its product MORC family CW-type zinc finger 3 (gene MORC3). The annotation marks the transcript as partial. Lineage: Eukaryota; Metazoa; Chordata; Crocodylia; Alligatoridae. The record is from RefSeq and is a predicted model, not a curated record. The transcript has 8 exons. Gene Ontology annotation, molecular function: zinc ion binding.